AUGGUCCGCUACGCCGCCGAACACAUCGACAGCGGCAAGUCCGCGCGCGCACGAGGCUCCUACCUCCGCGUCUCCUUCAAGAACACACGCGAGACCGCCCAAGCCAUCAACGGCUGGAAAUUCACCCGCGCCGUCACGUACCUCGAGAAUGUCAAGAACCACGCCGAGGCCAUUCCCAUGAGGAGAUAUGCCGGGAGCACUGGCCGCACUGCCCAAGGCAAACAAUUUGGUGUCUCCAAAGCCCGCUGGCCCGUCAAGUCCGCCGAGUUCCUGCUCAGUCUGCUCAAGAAUGCCGAGGCCAACGCCGAUACCAAGGGGCUGGAUACCAGCAACUUGAUCGUCAAGCACAUCCAGGUCAACCAGGCGCCCAAGCAGAGGAGACGCACAUACCGUGCUCACGGUCGUAUCAACCCUUAUAUGUCCAACCCCUGCCACAUCGAGAUGAUCCUCACAGAGGGCGAGGAGGUCGUGCAGAAGGCUCCCGAGGUUGUGGCGCGCGAGAAGGCACAUUUGUCCAGCCGCCAGCGUGGUCAGAGGCAGCGCCAUGCUAUCACUCAGGGUUAA
This is a messenger RNA of Recurvomyces mirabilis, 564 nucleotides long. It is a transcript of the gene RPL17B, whose product is annotated as 60S ribosomal protein L17B. Gene Ontology annotation, cellular component: cytosolic large ribosomal subunit; ribosome. Gene Ontology annotation, molecular function: structural constituent of ribosome. Gene Ontology annotation, biological process: cytoplasmic translation. The record is from RefSeq and is a predicted model, not a curated record. Bases 1 to 564 code for a protein of 187 amino acids. The transcript has 4 exons. NCBI's taxonomy places the organism in Eukaryota, Fungi, Ascomycota, Dothideomycetes, Mycosphaerellales, Teratosphaeriaceae.